GUGGAGCCUCCUGGCUCCGCUCCGACUGAAGCUACUCUGUGUGGAAAAGCCGGAGCGCCCUUCGCUCCGUUUCCUCCUAUUCUGCCGCCCAACUAUAGAAAAUUAUUCUAAAAAUGGGCUUUUUGGCUCCUAAAUCAGCGCUUUCUGUCUGUAGCUUGUUAUUCGCGCUCGUCGGCGUUUGUUCCGCAGGUUCGGACGCGCCGCGCGGUGUCGCGCUCGGGUUCGUCUUCGACCCUGAAGCGAAGUGCGAUCCGCCGUGCGAACAUGGAGGAGUCUGCAUCCGAAACAACACCUGCUUCUGCUCCAAGGGCUAUGAAGGGGAAAGAUGCCAGUACGGUGAGAUCAUUUGGACCGGUCAGAAGAACAGUCUAGUACGGCUGGUGGUAAAGCAUCUAGCAGCACCUCAAUUAUGGACAUUCAAUUGUCUUUUCUCAGUGACGUGUUCUGGCGGAUGCUGGAACGGGGGGGAAUGCACCGCCGUCAACGGAGUGGCCAAAUGCAUUUGUCCUUCCGGCUGGACUGGAUCAGAAUGCCAGUAUCCGAUUUGUCCCCAGGGCUGCAGAAAUGGGGGGACCUGUAUGGCUCCAGGAAUCUGCAGCUGUCCAGAGGGAUGGUUGGGUGGUGCAUGUCACACUGCCGUCUGCAGUCAGACCUGUCUGAAUGGAGGGAAGUGCAUUUCUCCCAACAAAUGCCGCUGUCGGCCUCCUUUCUCCGGUCCUCGCUGCGAGGAGAGGAAAAAAUCCCACUAAUCAUUCCCAGACUGCAGAAUAAGCGUUUUUCAUUUGUAGCUAAAACAUUGUUCUCUAUACCUUUUUUUUAAUGCAGCAUAUUUUUAAUACAGCUUUUUUUUGUAUUUUUUUUUUAAAUACUGUAAAUUGCCAUUAAAUUACAAAAA
Messenger RNA from Cyprinodon variegatus (sheepshead minnow), 895 nucleotides. It is a transcript of the gene seraf, whose product is annotated as von Willebrand factor D and EGF domain-containing protein-like. Gene Ontology annotation, molecular function: signaling receptor binding. Gene Ontology annotation, cellular component: extracellular region; cell surface. Bases 114 to 749 code for a protein of 211 amino acids. The transcript has 4 exons. The record is from RefSeq and is a predicted model, not a curated record. Lineage: Eukaryota; Metazoa; Chordata; Actinopteri; Cyprinodontiformes; Cyprinodontidae. Gene Ontology annotation, biological process: anatomical structure development.